Messenger RNA from Sesamum indicum (sesame), 928 nucleotides. NCBI's taxonomy places the organism in Eukaryota, Viridiplantae, Streptophyta, Magnoliopsida, Lamiales, Pedaliaceae. The record is from RefSeq and is a predicted model, not a curated record.
GUCACCAGCCAGUCAUCACCAUUUUGUAAUCAGCAAAUGACCAAACUGCCCUCACGCUCUCCCACUUCGUUUCUUCUUUCCCGCCAAAUCCCCCGUCACCAGAUAAAACCCUUUUGUCCUCUCCCCCCAACCCCAAAAACAAAUCCUACGAUGGCGCAGCAAGAAGAAGAUCCGAACCCCAUUGCCGAGAUACACAAGCUCGAGAUCCCGACUCGCCGAGUGAAGAACAUUAUGAAACUUGACAAGGACAUCAACAAGGUCAACUCCGAAGCGCUGUUUCUCGUAGCUUCCUCCACCGAGCUAUUCAUCCAGUUCCUAGCGGAGAAAUCGGCACACGUCGCACUGGAGAAGAAGAAAAGAACUGUGAGGGUCGAGCACAUGCGAGUUGCGGCCAAACGCCACCGCCCUACCGGUGAUUUUCUGCUGGACUCUCUUCCGAUGCCUCCGCAGCCGGCCGAACAAAACCCUCCGAAAGAUCAGGCAAAAACGAGGCUGGAUAAGAAGCCUGUUCCUUUUGCUACUCGGUCAAUUGAGGCUUUCUUUCAGAAGUUCACUUAGAUCUAAUGAUUCAUCUUCUAAUUCUAUUUUAGUUUCCAUCGUGCAGAAUGUAAAAAAUUGAAGAAACUACUCUGCUACUGGCUUUUUGAUGUUGUUUUUAUGGUAUAUGAUUUUGCUUGUUCAAAUUAUUAUGCUUUUGAUUCUUGAGUUUCAGCCUGGCGAAGAUUGAGUAAUUGCCUUUCGAGGUUUUGAAAUUUAUGGUAAAGGCUGUAAGAAUUCUUGUACUUGUGGUAUUCUUUUUCUGUCAUUAGUUAUUAGGCAAACUAUAUUUCGUUUGUAUUAAUUUAUUUGGUUGUCUGUUAAUUUUCCUCAUCAGUGACAAUCUUGUCUAUGACUCUCAUGAUCCAUCAUUGGACAUUUGAUAAUCUAA